Lolium perenne is the source of this 644-nucleotide messenger RNA. Its product is annotated as B3 domain-containing protein Os03g0212300-like. Gene Ontology annotation, molecular function: DNA binding. The record is from RefSeq and is a predicted model, not a curated record. NCBI's taxonomy places the organism in Eukaryota, Viridiplantae, Streptophyta, Magnoliopsida, Poales, Poaceae.
AGCUUACUGGAUGAAAGCUUGAUGUUCUUGCUGCAUAUGUGUUUGCUAGCUUGCUACUGCUAGUUGCUAUGUGCUUGCUACUUGCUAGUUGCUAGGUUCAUCCACUGUGCUAUGUGCUUGCUUGUUGCUGCUCCUAUGUGCUUGCUUGUUGCUGCUGCUAUUUUGGGAAGUCUAUGGUUUUCCCUUACAACAUACUACUGCUGAUUUAACUGCAAAAGAAUUAGUAAUGAAGAAGAAGCAUGGCACUAUAUUGAUGCUCACAAUGUUCAUUUUGAUGUUUACAGCACUAGUUGUUCCACGCCGCGCCGCCCUGACCUCCACGCGCACCUUGGAGCAGCAGCUGGAGAAGCACGCCGCGCCGCCCUCGACCGCUGACGCCGCCGCAGAGGACCGCCGCCGCACUUGCAGACAGGAUGGCCGGUCCCGGUGGCCGGCGAGGCGGUCGAGGCCGCGGUCCUGGGCGCCCCCGGGGCCGGGGAAGGGGCCGCCGCGGUGGAGCAGCAAGGGCCCCACGGUCACCGUCACCUGCAUCCUCCUCGUCUUCGGAUGAGGAACGCUGCUUCGAGUUCCUCCUCCGCAUCGACGACGACCCACUCGGCAUCAAGAGGCUACCGGACAAGUUCGCCGAGUUCGUCGACGGCGUC